This is a messenger RNA of Melampsora larici-populina 98AG31, 1495 nucleotides long. RefSeq lists its product as uncharacterized. Lineage: Eukaryota; Fungi; Basidiomycota; Pucciniomycetes; Pucciniales; Melampsoraceae. Gene Ontology annotation, biological process: cytoskeleton-dependent cytokinesis. Bases 100 to 1200 code for a protein of 366 amino acids. Gene Ontology annotation, molecular function: molecular adaptor activity; GTPase activity; GTP binding. The record is from RefSeq and is a predicted model, not a curated record. The transcript has 10 exons. Gene Ontology annotation, cellular component: septin ring; cytosol; cell division site.
AAAUCACAUUGGCUCAGCAGUUGACCACUCUCACACUUGCGAACCGAUCCAUCUCACUCGAUCUACUUGAUAGCAUUACAAAACACUAAAAUCGUCAACAUGCCUCCAGCAUCUCGACAAAAGAAGUCGGUCAAGAAGGGUAUUCAGUUUACUUUGAUGGUCGUAGGAGCGUCGGGUACCGGCCGCACGACAUUUGUCAAUACCUUAGUUGACGAAAAGGGAUGGUUACCCCAUGCCGACUCUAGCGAUCCCGUCGCAGCUUCUGAGGGGAACUCCCAAAUUAAGGUUGAAAAAAAGACGAUCGAACUCGAUGAAGACGGCGUCCAUAUCCGAUUGACGGUCUGUGAUGCACCCGGAUUUGGUGACAACAUCGACAACGAGUCUGCGUUUGCAACAAUCGUCGGCUAUCUUGAGAAACAAUAUGAUGUCCUACUAGCCGAAGAAUCGCGUAUCAAGCGAAACCCAAGGCUUGAAGAUCAGCGUGUUCAUGCGUUGCUGUACUUCAUUCCCCCAACAGGGCACAGCCUUAGAGAAAUCGAUAUCGAGUUGAUGAAAAGGCUCUCCCCUCGAGUCAAUGUAAUUCCCGUCAUUGGUAAAGCGGACAGCUUGACUCCUUCAGAAUUGAAGGGCUUCAAAGAACGAAUAAUGCAAGACAUAGAACACUAUGCGAUACCGGUAUAUAACUUCCCGUAUGAUGAGGUUGACGACGAUGACGAGGUCAUUGCUGAAAACUCGGAGUUGAGGGCAAUGCUACCAUUCGCCAUUGUGGGAUCGGAAGAGGAGAUCGAAGUGGGAGGCGAAAUGAUCAGGGCCAGACAGCUCCCCUGGGGCACUGUCCAUAUUGACAAUCCUUCCCACAGCGACUUCCUUCGCCUUCGGACUGCCCUGUUGAGUACUCACUUGGCUGAUUUGAAAGAAAUCACCCACGACUUCUUGUACGAGAACUAUCGAACACAGGCGCUUAGCAGAGGCAAUGCGGAUCAAUUGGAUCAAUCUAUUCAGCCUGAUGAGAUGGCUAACCAAUCCUUCAGACUGAAGGAAGAACAACUUCGUAAAGAGGAAGAAAAACUGAAGGAGAUUGAACUUCGAGUCCAGAGAGAGAUUAGCGAAAAGCGCCAAGAGUUACUGGCCAAAGAAGAAAGCUUGAGGAACAUGGAGGCUCGAUUGGCACACGCUAACAAUGGUUCGAUGGAUGCUUGAUAUCACUUAUGGGUCACUCGCACUAGAGAUCAACCUCCAAAUUUCUUAUAAUCUUGAGUAUUGGCGCAUGCGAUUUGGUCGAUAUCCUUUUUCUCAUACCUCUUAAUUUUCUUUCAAAAAGUUCGAUUUAUAUUCUCUGAGUUAAGGGUGGCAACCGUGUGGCUUCUUGCCAGCCACUUACUAUUUUGUUUUUAUUAUCUCUUUGUUGAAUUCAGGCCCGUGUUAGUUUGUUAUUUGAUUGCUUUCAAGAAAGGACUCAUGUUUCUUUCAAUAAAUUGAUUGGAAAUGAGACUGC